CCGUUCCAAAAGAACUCGGUUGGUGGCGCUUCGCGUUUCGGUCACGGACCAAUUCUGCAGCGGCUGGCAAAUUCUGCCCCGACUCUCGGCUGCUUGUAGUACUUCCAACACCGUUCGGUCAACUCCUCUCGCCCCGGCCCUUCUUUCAGUUUAAUUCAAGUCGUCGGCAUGGCGGCAGCAGUCGGCCCAGCCUCGAUUCGCACGACCGCCUCUCGCUUUGCAUUGCUGAGGGUGGAGGGCGAUUCGUCCGACUCCGAUUCGGACCCCGGGCGGAUUAACGGCAGUAAUCGAAUCGGGAAAGGCGGCCGCGUCGGAGCCGCUAAGAAAAACAACAACGCACAGUCCGGGGCCGCGGGCGGCGGCGGCAGCGGCAGCAGCAAUGAGAAAAAGAAACAGAAAAGGAGGAAGAAGAAAGAGCAGCAGCAAAGCGAAGCGAAUGAGCUACGAAGUCUGGCUUUUGGAAAAAGUAUAUCAAAGUCUUGUUCUACCGGCGUAGUUGGAGUGAAUGCUGGGUCUUGUCAGUCAGAACAAUUCCUGAACUGGCAGAAUCCACCAGCGGCAGAGGGGGAGAAGUGGGAGCAGUGGAGAGAGAAGGAUGAACAGCUGACCAACAAAUUAUAUGAAGCAGAUCUCCAGAAGGCUUUGCUGAUUAGCAAGUUGGAGUACGAGGAGCAUAAAAGUUGUUUAGAUGCAGAUAAUACUUCUCCUAAAACAAAAGGACCAAGUAGAAAGGAGAAACGAAAACAUCUUCAGGGAAAAGAUAAACCAGCCACAGUUUCAUUGAAAGAUUUUCAGACUGACGGAAGUACAGAUCAGACAAAUAGGAAGUCUGAGGAGCCAACAUCUUUACAUGCAGCAACAGAAGAGGAUAGCUUCUUUAUUAAACUAGAAGAAGCUGCAAGUAAAAUACUAUCAAUGGAGAGGAGAAAGCAGUUAUCAAGUACCAAUGGAUUGGACAGUAUUUCACAAGAGAGCCAAGAGGUUACUUCCAGUAAUGCAAUAACCGAACAUUUAAAAGAUCAACUGGAAAAGAAAGAACUCAAAAUUCUUCAGUUGAAACAAAUAGUUGCUGAGUGGGAAACAAAAUAUAAAGAAGUGAAGGCUAGAAAUGCUCAGCUUUUGAAGAUGCUGCAAGAAGGUGAAAUGAAGGAUAAAGCAGAUAUACUUUUGCAAGUUGACGAACUCCUGAGUAUUAAGAAUGAAUUAACUUUACAGACUUCUUCCCUGCAAAUCUUGGUGCUGUUAGUGACGAGCAUGGUGAAAGGUUUUACCAGGACAUUGCGGUCAUGGAAAAAAGAUACCAGGGGAACUGGAAUCCAUCAAUGCUGGCGAAUUAUUGUUGGACUUAAGCGAGAAGCCUCAGACACUGAGUACAAAUGAAAAUCAUUAACAAAAUAUUUUUAACUUAGUUGAACUAUUGCAAAGCAUCAGUACCAUUAUGCAAUUAAACACAUUAUAUUCAAU
Mobula hypostoma (lesser devil ray) is the source of this 1464-nucleotide messenger RNA. RefSeq names its product G kinase anchoring protein 1 (gene gkap1). The transcript has 10 exons. Lineage: Eukaryota; Metazoa; Chordata; Chondrichthyes; Myliobatiformes; Myliobatidae. The record is from RefSeq and is a predicted model, not a curated record. Gene Ontology annotation, cellular component: Golgi apparatus. Gene Ontology annotation, biological process: signal transduction. Bases 169 to 1380 code for a protein of 403 amino acids.